AUGGCUAGCACAUCUGGUCAGGUCCAGCAGUCCCCGGCUACCCCGGUUUACAUUUUACGGGGACACGCUGCUCCAAUACACGCACUGCACAUCUUCACACAGAACCUGCGACUGGUGUCUGGAGAUGCUGACGGCUGGGUAGUCAUCUGGGAUCUGGUUACCAAACGGCCAGUAACAGCCUGGAAAGCUCAUGCCGGCGCUGUGCUUGAAGUCAAAGGCUUUAACACUAGCUCUGGACUGACCGAGGUUUACACGCAUGGCCGAGACCACAAACUGUGUGUCUGGAAGCUUCGAGCAGAAGAUGAGACCUUUCUUGACAAGACUCUCCCGGUUGAUAUCGCUCAAUCGAGUGUGUCCGAUACAAGGACACAGCCGUGGUUACUCCAUUCCCUGUCGGUGAAUGCGCUGAACUUUUGCGCCUUUUCAAUGACAUUUAUCGACAUGCCAGCGGCCAACACCUCAGAAAAUAAUCAUCAAGAGCCAAGUGCUAAACGACAGAAUGUUCUUUUCGUUGUGCCGAACGCGCUCGACUCGGGAGGAAUCGAUAUUUUCCACCUUCCAUCCGAGCGUCGACUCACUACGAUCAAAUCCGAUCCUUCAGUCAAAACGGGCAUGCUGAUGGCAGUCAGUAUUUUCAUCUCUCCACUUGGUGAUAUCUUCGUUGCAUCUGCCUUUGAGGAUGGCCAUGUCAUGCUGUUUAUGCAUAAAGGCCCUCUUAACCCAGCCAGUUUCGAGCUGAGCAAUAUCAACUCGACUCCGUGGAAAUGGAAUAAACUCUACGCCAGCCGCCCUCAUACUCAACCCGUUCUAUCGCUCGAUGUGUCUCCAUCGCGUGAUUACUUUAUUUCCUCUUCCGCUGAUGCACUGCUCAUCAAGCACCCAAUUCCUGCUCCUGGCUCUGCGGGUUUUAUCUCCGCUGGGAAUUACAUCGAAGAUAAAGCACUGAAAACUGUGAAUACGAAACACUCAGGUCAGCAGGGACUUCGGAUUCGGAAUGAUGGCAAGGUCUUUGCGACUGCUGGUUGGGACAGUAGGGUUAGAGUAUACUCUGGCAAGACGAUGAAGGAGCUAGCUGUGCUUAAGUGGCAUAAGGAUGGAUGCUACACUGUUGCUUUUGGGGAGGUCAAUUCUCUGACUUCAGAACCCUCCAAUGGGCAAGAGUCUACUACCGAAGAAGAAACACCGCAACGGUCACUCGCGACCGUGCACCAGCAACGAUCGCAAAAGAUACAACAAACUCACUGGCUCGUGGCAGGUUCCAAGGAUGGCAAGAUUUCAUUAUGGGAUAUCUACUGA
Messenger RNA from Penicillium subrubescens, 1296 nucleotides. RefSeq names its product WD40 repeat domain-containing protein. The transcript has 2 exons. Lineage: Eukaryota; Fungi; Ascomycota; Eurotiomycetes; Eurotiales; Aspergillaceae. Gene Ontology annotation, molecular function: protein binding. The coding region runs from base 1 to 1296 and encodes 431 amino acids. The record is from RefSeq and is a predicted model, not a curated record.